GAAUCCGAGUCCUCCAGUUCCUCACCCUCAGAAAGCCCCGCUCACUCUGAACAGGUCAGAGUGCCCACCCACUCCCAUGCUUUGGGGCACUCUUCUUCUGAACAUGGUAGCGUUAUUUCGGCCCGUCUGUUGGCGAAACAUCCUUCCGGCGACCGACAUCCAAAUCCAGACUAUCAAUCUAGAGCGAAAACAAACGCGGAAUUGCUGCAGCAAAUUCGCCAUGGCCUGGACGACUAUGAACGCACGGUUCGACGCAAGCGCUACUCAUCCAUUUGCAAGCUAGGGUUCGACGAGGAUCUUAGCGAGCUCGAAGACACCGAUUCCGUGUACAGUGACGUUAGUGAACACUCUAGCAGCUACAAAGAAAAGAUCAAUAUUGUUUCCCCCGAAGAAUUCGAAACAAUCAAACAAGCUGCUUCUUCACUUUCAACUGACGUUCCUAUAUACUUUACCGAUCAAACGCAAUCGAGCACUUUGCCAGUUGUGUCUAACGACCCCAGGACGACAACAGCAGGUUCAUCAGAACCUCUCCCCUUCUUUUAUCCCAACUCUGUACCCCCGGAGCCUCCAACCCUAGCAGCUACUUCAAAUUGGGUUCCCCCAGCACCUUUGCCCGCCUAUUCUGUCUGCUACCCUUCAACGGAGGGUGCGACGGAAUUAGGCGAAACAUACAAUACUUCCAUUACUUCCAGCCAAGCGGAGCAACAAUUGGAGGCAGAAAAUGCCGUGGCAGCCUUAGUUGCAGAGGUUUCUCGCGCUGCAGCUGCCUCUAGCAGACCUUCGAAAAAGGCUGUCGGGGAAAAACGCUCAAAACGAGCAGCCAAACGUCGCAUGACAGGUUUUUAUCCGGCUCAGGUGAACCCCACUGGUCAGGUAAAACGUGAUGAAAUGGAUGUCGGAUUCGCGUUCGACAUCGAUGCUCGAGCACCAACCAGUCAGACACAAACUGACGGUAGUCGAGGCACAACUAAAGCGGAUAAAGAUGGUGAAAGUGGACGAAGUCGAACUUCGCGAACAGUGGUGUCAAUGGCCAGCGAUAUCAGUACCUGUGGCACUACAGUCAUCAUAAGCACAGCACCUGCGGAUGAUGAUGAGUCCAGUGAAACAACUCCGGAUCAACUACCUAUUGAACCCGUUCCGUCCCAAAUAAACAAUAACCAGCCUGUCCAACGCAACACAUCGAAUACGACUGGAGGCGGCACAUCUUCGAAAACGUUUACAAGCCAUAUGAACAUGUCAUGCUUGCGUGCCGGUGGACUCACCUCUCGCCAUUACAUGCGUUAUCGGGCUGCGUGUUUGGCCGAUCGCGAACGUGCUGGUCCCGGUCAGUCUCAAGAAAUGAACACGCUCUACCGUUUCUGGUCGUUCUUUUUGCGAGACAACUUCUUCACACGAAUCUACAGAGAGUUCAGACGCCUGGCUUUGGAAGAUGCGGAAGCGGGAUACCGUUAUGGAUUAGAAUGUCUUUUCCGGUUUUAUUCCUACGGUCUAGAACGACGUUUCAAGUGGUCUCUGUACAAGGAUUUUCAGGAAGAGACUUUGCGCGAUUACAAUAACGGACAUUUGUAUGGUUUGGAGAAAUUCUGGGCUUUCUUGCACUACAGUGGUCGUCGUGUAGAAAUGGAUCCACAACUCAUGAAACUAUUACGCAAAUACAGAACCAUUGAAGACUUCCGUGCUAACUUCGAAGUUCCCGAUGGAUUCUAUGGCUACCGCAAGCGGCUGCCGUCGACUUCAGCUUCGUUGACAGUGAAUGUGCCCCAAAGAAACACAAGCAACCGCAGUUCCCCGGCUAUUCCCGAUAUAGUCUGA
Echinostoma caproni is the source of this 1812-nucleotide messenger RNA. The record is from the annotation of a GenBank genome assembly. Lineage: Eukaryota; Metazoa; Platyhelminthes; Trematoda; Plagiorchiida; Echinostomatidae.